Messenger RNA from Alternaria hordeiaustralica, 1695 nucleotides. RefSeq lists its product as uncharacterized. The transcript is spliced from 2 exons. Gene Ontology annotation, biological process: positive regulation of transcription by RNA polymerase II. Gene Ontology annotation, molecular function: metal ion binding; transcription cis-regulatory region binding. Lineage: Eukaryota; Fungi; Ascomycota; Dothideomycetes; Pleosporales; Pleosporaceae. The coding region runs from base 1 to 1695 and encodes 564 amino acids. The record is from RefSeq and is a predicted model, not a curated record.
AUGCACCCCCGCGCCGACUACCGCGCCCAGAGUGUCGAUGCCGAUGUCCACCUCGACUGGAACAACGUCCUGCAGAUCCUGGCUUCCGAGCUUUCACAAGACGCCUCGUGUCCCAUCUGCCUUGGCACACCCCUAGCCCCCAGGAUGGCGAGGUGUGGCCACAUCUUCUGUCUCCCAUGUCUCAUCCGCUACAUGCAUUCCGAAGACGACGCCAAGCCCCGAGACAAACGGGCGCGUUCGAGCAAAUGCCCGCUGUGCUUCGACACCAUAUACGCCUCUGAAACGAGGCCAGUGCGCUGGUACACAGGCCAGGAGGGCGAGCCUCCCCGCGAGGGAGGCGAUGUAGUUCUCCGCUUGGCUGUCAGAUCCGCGGGAAGCACCUUGGCUAUGCCCCGCGAUGGCGCCUACGCUAUGACCAAAGACGAAGAUAUCCCCUGGUAUCAUGCCGCCGAGGUGACCGACUAUGCCCGCAUAAUGCGCGGCGGUGAGGACUACAUGCUGGACCAACAUGAUCAAGAGAUUGUGAAGCUGGAGCACCAAGGCAAAGAGGAUGAAGUCAUGUUUGCCGAAGACAGCAUGGAAUGGACCAACAAGGCGGUACGGAAUAUCCGAGAGGCCAAGGAGAAGCUUAGAGGAAUCGGAAACCCCCCAGACGAGGCCUGCAAGCCCGCGGAACCCAAGAUGAAGAGAGCGCCCAUGGUAUUCAACGAGACGACGGCGCCAGACAUGAACACUGUACAGGACCAUUCCCAGGUCGGGACCGCUUAUGGCAAGGACAGGGCCAUGUCUGUCUCUUCGCACUCUUCAGCAGCAAGCCACGGCAUGUCUCUGACGCUUGCAGAGCUUCGCAAUCGACAGCACCACGAGCACCACCAGACGCCCGCCGAAUAUUUCUUCUACCAAGCACUAUUGCAUUACUACUUAUCUCCGUUAGAUAUCCGCAUUUUGAAAGCGGCUUUCGGAAAUUUCGCCUCGUUCCCCUCAACGAUCCUUCCCCGUGUCGAGCACGUAUCUACGGGACACGUAGUCGAUGACGAAUUGCGCAAGCGCACAAAAUACCUGGCGCAUCUACCAUACGGCUGUGAAGUUGGUUUCCUUGAAUGUGAUUGGACCGAUACAGUCGCCCCAGAAGUGCUGGAACGCUUCCGACCCGAUAUUGAGAAAAGGCGAAAGAGGCAUGUUGAGAAGGAGAGUAAAGAGGAGAAGGCACGACAGCGCGCGGAAAAGGCCGAGUACGCCGAGUUUGCAUCUGCGCGCAGAAGACGUCCAAGCAUGACGGAGAGAUUCUCCGCCGACGAUUUCCAGCCUCUAGCAUCAGGCAGCAUGCCGGACGCGCAGCCCGUCAUGGAUGGAGACAACUCUUCGACGUCGCCACCCUGGCCACGGCGGCGUGGCGAUGGCUUCGCUCCGUUGGCUUCUCCUUCGUCAAGCCCGUCAGCGCCACGGACCGUAUGGGGUACGGCGAUAGUGGCAGGCACGUCUCCAGUGUUUGGGCCCCAGGAUCAUCAUGACGGCGAUGAUGGGUGGCUGCAGGGCUGGGAGAAGGAUUUGCUUGCCGAGGAGGACAUGCUUGCCCGAGCGCAAGCCAUGUCUUUAGAAGGAGGCGAGGAAGGCGCGAAGAAGCCGGCCGGCGGAAAGAAGAAGAAGGGCAAAAAGAUCACGUUGAUGAGUACGAAUGUGCGGAGGGGAGCGUAG